GUGUGGCAGAUGACUCGGACUGUAUCGGGGAGCGGAGUCUAAGGUGCCGCUGGUUUUCAUCAGAGCCCGCCGCAAGGCAGGAUGGUCUUGCUGCGGCAGGCGACACCCAGGUCGCUACCCCCGACAUGGCUCGAUCACACAGGUAACUGGGCAAGGCAAGGUACAGAAGGAGAAGACUGUAGCAUAGUCAAACGUAGCAGAAGGUCAAGGCAGGCGGCAAAGGCAGCUGGCUAUGAGGGAUAUGAUUCUGAUUUUAGUGAUGAAGACGGAGACUCUGAAAAAAAUGUCAAGAAAAAAAGGAAAAAAGAUGAUGAGGAGUUGCUUAGAAAGCCCUUCCAGAAGGAGAAACAUGGGAAGGUGGCGCACAGACAGGUGGCGGAGCAGGAAUGGGACAGGGAGGAAGCACGAAACCAGCGGUUCCACCUUAUCUCUAUGGAUGCCUUUGCCAGGCAUCAGAAAUUUGUAAAUGACUACAUUCUGUAUUAUGGAGGAAAACUACAAGACUUCCAACUUUCCAAAGGGAAUCGUAAGACAGACAUAGAUGUAAUUCGAGAGAACCACAGGUUCCUUUGGGAAGAAGAAGAUGAAGAAGAGAUGACUUGGGAGAAGAAAAUUGCAAAGAAAUACUAUGAUAAAUUAUUUAAAGAAUAUUGCAUAGCGGAUCUUAGCCGAUACAAGGAAAACAAGUUUGGGUUUCGAUGGAGAGUGGAAAAAGAAGUCGUCUCUGGGAAAGGUCAGUUUUUCUGCGGCAACAAGCGCUGUGAUGAAAAGGAAGGCCUGAAGAGUUGGGAAGUAAACUUUGGCUAUGUGGAGCAUGGGGAGAAGAGGAAUGCCCUUGUUAAACUGAGGCUGUGUCCAGAAUGUUCAUACAAAUUGAAUUUCCACCACAGAAGAAAAGAGGUCCAGCCAAAAUCUCAGAAAAGAAAAUCAUCUAAAGCGGCAGAAGAAAAUCCCAGUAAAAAGUCUAAAGAUUCCCGGAAGAAAAGAAAAGUCAAAGCUACGUCUUCAUCUAGAAAUAAAGAUUCCAGUGAAUCAGACACAGAUGACAAUAAGGAAGAUGAUGUGGACGAUGAUGGUGGUGCUUCCAAUGACAUCUGGAAAGGCCCCCAGCAAGUGACAGAUGAGAAAACAAGGGAAGAAGAGUUUGAUGAAUACUUCCAAGAUAUGUUCUUGUAGAUAAUUAACAUUGGUAUAAAAAAAAUAA
This is a messenger RNA of Hyla sarda, 1204 nucleotides long. Its product is annotated as protein FRA10AC1. The coding region runs from base 82 to 1176 and encodes 364 amino acids. The record is from RefSeq and is a predicted model, not a curated record. The transcript is spliced from 14 exons. Gene Ontology annotation, molecular function: phosphatase activity. NCBI's taxonomy places the organism in Eukaryota, Metazoa, Chordata, Amphibia, Anura, Hylidae. Gene Ontology annotation, biological process: dephosphorylation.